CCGCUCCUCAAAGUUUAUGUGCCCAACCAUUCUGGACGUCUUGUAUGUGCGUACAGUUUGUGUCUCCUGCCAUGAGCGAGAUGAAUUGGAGAUAAGGGGCGCAUUCUUUGGUGAUGCCGCCCUCCGAAUUGCAAGCGCCCUUCGCCUACCAACUUCAACUCCUCGCAGCCAUCGACAUCGACCGUAUGCGCGAGCGGGAUUGCUACCGUCAGUUUCUAAAGCCCUUCGGGACAUUGUUGCUACGAAACACACUACAAUUCGUCAGCUUGUACUGCUCAUCGAUUAAACUUUACCGGGCGACACGUCGACAGCGCACAGCGGCCACUAGACAUACGCUUGGACAUCUAUUCACCACCUGUCCGCCCUCAACACGGUAACAUUUCGAAACACCAACAUCGCCUCAUCAGAAUGAACGAACAAAACGAAUCCUUUCUCUUCCGUCUCCCGCGGGAGUUGCGCGAUGAGAUCUACCACUACUACGUCCUUGAGGAAAAUGGCUAUCACCACGAUGCCACGUCUGACAAGCUUCGACAGGCUAGCGGACAUCCGAUCAAUUUGAGUUUGCAGUACACUUGCAAGAAGACUGUGACCGAGAUGGAGGGCCUAGCUCUGCAGGUGAAUAGGGUUAUCUUUCGUACGAUGCUCGAUUUGCCCACAGCUGGUAGCAAAUUCUCGAACGCGACUGUAUGGGAUCAUCUUCUCCGUGAACGAGAACGACCUCUCCGACGUAUGUUUUGUUGGUCCCGUCCUCUGGUCACGGUCGAAGCUAUACAGCGCCUACGGGAGUUGCAUCCGGAUAGUACUGCGGCGGAGGAGAUUGAAAAGGGAUUUAUCGAGAUGAGUGAUGAGAAAGCGUUCAUCGAGAUGGGUGCCAGGAUCGACUGGCUCGAAGGGGGAAAAUUGUUUAAUUCACGCAAAAUUUGGAGUAUAGACUAUACAGCGCACUCAACUCUACGCCAAGACUUGCUACAAAUCCUUUCCACCCAACCAGACUUCUGGCGGCUGACUUCCAAAGACUACACCAAGGAGCUUGAAGAAGACGACGCCGAUUGGAUUGUAUAUCAAGAUCCGGCGUACCCAAAUCGAGCCAUUCAGGCAUUAGCGCUUGGAUGGCGUCCGGACCCAUGGCGAAUGCCGGAUCGCGCUGAGCUCGACAUGAUCGCCGAAUUUCACUCAUGGCUGCCUCGACCAGGAAAGGACUUUGAUGGAUGGUCGCGGUGCCGUUGUCGGGAUGAGACCUACUUUUCGGCUACCGCGGUGGCUAUUCAAUUCUUAGAGCGCUUGCCACCAGCCACUCGGAUGCAUCUACGCAGUGUUGUUAUUAAUGAAGACAGAAAAAGCGUGGCAGAUGGGAAGACUCACGCUAGAGGCCUUAUCCCUCUCUGCCGUGAAAAUCUCAAGAUUCGGAUCGAGAGAAGGGUAGAUGUAUUUUUCCAGCACGACUUGUUCGAUCGCGUAUCUUUGGAAGAAGGAAUCGAGGAGAUUGCGCCCUGGUUUUCUGAAACCAAGUUCCUCGAGAGGCUCGGGAUGCCGCCUGGAUCCUUUUCCUUGAUUCUUCACGGCCCCACACCUCGAGCGAGCCAACGGCUGAGCGACCUUCUUAUUAAGAUUGCCAUUUGGGACGAGGGCUGCACUAUACUCAAGCAUAGGAUGGGUCACAGUUCCAAAUAUGUCGCCUAUCCAAUGUAUAGAGGCUUUGCGGAUGGUGUUAAGAAGAUGGUUACAGGCGAGCUUCCUGCAAGAGUUGAGGCGGAUAUGGGACAUGCAUGGGAUAUCAACCAGCUUCUGGACGACCAUGUCGGCGAAUGGCCCGCAGAUAGCGAAGACGUAUAUGUGAAGCUUACCACUGAGCAUGCUGGACACGAACUGUCACUUGAAGAGGAGGACUAGACAAAUGAACGGAAGGCUGGGACGUUUCGGUAGAGAAUGAGUGAUAGAAACCGGGUACCAGAGGGUUGAUUUGCGGAGACCCUACUUGCAUGACAAUGCCGUUCGAUGGUCAGUGAACAUAUGUAGUUGAGACUCACUGUGAGUUAAGUUUGUUCACUCUGGCCUUAUGAGCAAGUAGUGUUCCAACGCUUUCUCGGAGUCUUCAGUUGCUAAGAAUUGGUAAUAAUGUCUCACAUGCGCAACCACAUCCUCGUCUAAUAAUCCAGCAUGUUUGCACCGG
Messenger RNA from Alternaria rosae, 2170 nucleotides. RefSeq lists its product as uncharacterized. Lineage: Eukaryota; Fungi; Ascomycota; Dothideomycetes; Pleosporales; Pleosporaceae. The transcript is spliced from 2 exons. The coding region runs from base 409 to 1890 and encodes 493 amino acids. The record is from RefSeq and is a predicted model, not a curated record.